This is a messenger RNA of Toxorhynchites rutilus septentrionalis, 1130 nucleotides long. RefSeq names its product microfibril-associated glycoprotein 4-like. Bases 41 to 946 code for a protein of 301 amino acids. NCBI's taxonomy places the organism in Eukaryota, Metazoa, Arthropoda, Insecta, Diptera, Culicidae. The transcript has 4 exons. The record is from RefSeq and is a predicted model, not a curated record.
AUGAAUCGACCAGUCGUUUGGAAUCUGGAGUACAAGCAAGAUGCUGAAACUGCAAAUUUUGGUUCUUAUCUGCACUCUCUUUUUAGCGGUUGUGCACACACAAGACACACCGCAAUCGUGUAAUACUUUUGGCUAUGAAAUCCUCGCUGCUCGUUUGGAUUCACUUGAGACUGCUAUCGUGAAAUCGCAAUUGAAAUCAACGGAAACUGCUCAGAACCUGCGAAGUGAUGUCCUGCAGAUUGCAAGAGACAUACAAAACAUGCAUAAAAUUCUCGAUAAAACAGGUGAUAUCAGAACAGCAAUUCCUGUUUCAUGCGACGAAGUUCAAACGAGAAGAUCCGGUGUAUACAUGGUGGACACUUCUAGGGGGAUUCGGAAACCAUUUCAGGUAUUUUGUGAUCAAGAGUUUGAAGGUGGUGGUUGGACAGUUUUCCAAAAUCGAUACAACGGAGACGUUGAUUUCUAUCGUUCCUGGAACGAGUACAAAGACGGUUUCGGUUCGCUUGAUGGAGAAUUUUGGUUGGGAUUGGAAACUAUUCAUCAGAUUACUUAUGCUGGGCCAUAUGAGCUUGCUGUUGUGGUUGAAAAUUUCAUGGGCGAAAUUGCCACAGCUCGUUAUUCGAGUUUCGCUCUGGCUGGGGAAGCUGAGUUCUAUAAACUAGCGAAGCUGGGAUCGUAUAAUGGUACCGCUGGUGACAGUUUGAGCUAUCAUGUUAACAGUAAAUUUUCGACAUUCGAUAGUGACAACGACGAAAACCCCAACAAUUGCGCGGUGAAUUAUAUUGGUGCAUGGUGGUAUAAAUCAUGUCAUUACAGUAAUUUAAACUCGAGAUAUCUCCCGGCUGGCGCCAGUUUUGAACCAAAUAAGAUAAUUGUUUGGCGUAAAUGGAAGGGAGAUUCGGAGAUGCUGAAGAAAACUCGUAUGAUGGUCAGAAGGAAGAAGUGAUUGCAUUGUAAAUCCGGCUGGAGUAAUAAAAAUGCGAGUAGUAUUCGCAUAAAACAAUUGUAUGGUAUCUUCAAAAUACUGUCAAAUGGAUAAUUCCGCCAGAAAAACAACAAAUUAAAAUAAUGUGUGUGUUCAUUACACAAUGAGAUUUCCGACGUACAAUAAACAGCAUUAGUUAUCACAA